Molecule: messenger RNA, 1509 nt
Organism: Ochotona curzoniae (black-lipped pika)
Lineage: Eukaryota; Metazoa; Chordata; Mammalia; Lagomorpha; Ochotonidae
Gene: PACRG
Product: parkin coregulated
Exons: 5
Coding region: 244-1017 (257 amino acids)
Cellular component (GO): vesicle; cytosol; neuron projection
Molecular function (GO): Hsp90 protein binding; Hsp70 protein binding
Source: RefSeq, a predicted model, not a curated record
GCUUAGCAACGGGGAGGCUCCCUUUUGGAAGCUUUUUGCGACUCUAGCCACGGUCCUGCCCCCUUCCCGCCCCCUCGUCCCCCUCAACUCCCCUCACCUGGGAGCUGCCGAACAUCUACAUCAACCUGGGCCCGACGAGGGGUUAAAAUUCUACCAGUAGGGCGCCUGUUGAGCCCUGCUCACAACCGUAAAACUCAGUGUGUUCUACACUUUUGUCUGAGGAAAAAGAUAUUUUCUAGGAAGAUGGUGGCAGAAAAAGAGACUCUGAGCUUAAGCAAAUGCCCUGACAAGCUGCCGAAGAGGACCAAGCUGCUGCCACAACAGCCGCUCCCGGUGCACCAGCCUCACGCCCUGGUGUCUGAGGGCUUCACGGUCAAAGCCAUGAUGAAAAACUCAGUCGUGAGAGGCCCUCCAACUGCUGGGGCAUUUAAAGAACGACCAACCAAGCCCACAGCGUUCAGAAAAUUUUAUGAACGAGGAGACUUCCCAAUUGCCCUUGAGCAUGACUCCAAAGGAAACAAAAUAGCCUGGAAGGUAGAAAUUGAGAAGCUGGAUUAUCAUCAUUAUCUGCCUCUGUUUUUUGAUGGGCUUUGUGAAAUGACAUUUCCCUAUGAGUUUUUUGCUCGGCAAGGAAUCCACGACAUGCUGGAACAUGGGGGGAACAAGAUUCUACCUGUCAUUCCACAGCUCAUUAUCCCGAUAAAAAAUGCCUUGAACCUCCGAAAUAGACAGGUCAUCUGCGUCACACUCAAAGUCCUCCAGCAUCUGGUGGUGUCGGCUGAGAUGGUGGGUGAGGCCCUGGUGCCUUACUACCGUCAGAUCCUCCCCAUCAUGAACAUCUUCAAGAACAUGAAUGUUAACUCCGGAGAUGGCAUCGACUACAGCCAGCAGAAGAGGGAGAACAUCGGAGACCUGAUCCAGGAGACGCUGGAGGCCUUCGAGCGCUACGGAGGCGAGGAUGCCUUCAUCAACAUCAAGUACAUGGUCCCGACCUAUGAGUCAUGCUUGCUGAACUAACGCUGGGCACAGCUGGGCCGGGGGGAAGGCAGCCCCUGGUGCCGUGGUCGUGGGCCUCCUUUACUUGUGACUUCUACAGCUUUCUUUUUCCAGCUGCUAGAGUAGUGGCUUAUGGGCCCUGGGAUUGUUGGUCCUGUUGAGAGCAAAGCUUUCCAAUACAUAAACAGUGCCUGUUUCUUGGAUUACAAUAGCUUACUGUGUUCAUUUGUUCCAUGAGAAGAAUCGCUUCUUUAUACGGCUCGAACGGGGGCCGGGGUGCGAGCUAAACCUUCAGUUGCAUAGACAAUAAAACUAUAAUUUUCAUACGCAAUUCAGCAAUUGCUGUUUUGUGUCUGCCUCCCUGGAGGGCGAUGCCAGAGGAUGCAGGGGAAGGGUUUGUGCUGACUGCUUAAUAGGUGUUUGUCAUGGGGGACAAGCAUGGGUUCGGCAGCGCCUCUCGGGCCAGCUGUGUGGAAUAAUGUGCUUUGACAGUCAGUAAAACUGUGGAAUCUA